This is a messenger RNA of Dictyostelium discoideum AX4, 1422 nucleotides long. RefSeq lists its product as hypothetical. Gene Ontology annotation, molecular function: hydrolase activity; peptidase activity. Lineage: Eukaryota; Evosea; Eumycetozoa; Dictyosteliales; Dictyosteliaceae. The record is from RefSeq and is a predicted model, not a curated record. The transcript is spliced from 2 exons. Bases 1 to 1422 code for a protein of 473 amino acids.
AUGUCAUUAAAUAUUGAAAAAGUUAAAGAAUUUAGUAAUAAAGCAUGGGAUGAAAAUAUUUUACCAACACUUUCAAAAUAUAUUGAAAUUCCAAAUCAAUCACCAUUAUAUGAUGCAGAAUGGGCAACCAAUGGUUAUACAGAAGAAGCAAUUCAAUUAUUAGAGAAAUGGAUCUUAGCACAAGGUAUCAAAGGUAUUUCAUGUGAAAUUAAAAGAAUUGAAGGAUUAACACCAAUUAUUUUCAUGGUAGUCGAAGCAACCAAAACUGAAAAAGUUAAAACUGUACUUUUAUAUGGUCACAUGGAUAAACAACCACCACUCACUGAUGCAUGGGAUGAAGGAUUACAUCCAUACAAAGCAGUCAUCAAGAAUAACAAACUCUAUGGUCGUGGUGGUGCAGAUGAUGGUUAUUCAACAUUUGCUUCAAUCUCUGCAAUCAAAGCAUUGCAAGAACAAUCAAUUCCACAUGAUCGUUAUGUAAUUAUCAUUGAAGGUUCCGAAGAAUCUGGUUCAAUCCAUUUACCACAAUAUGUUGAGAAGUUCCAAGCUGAAAUUCAAAUUCCAUCAUUGGUAGUUUGCUUAGAUAGUGGUUGUGGUAACUAUGAUCAAUUAUGGAUGACCUCAUCACUUAGAGGUGUUUUAACUGGUGAUUUAACUGUAAAGGUUUUAAAUGAAGCAUGUCAUUCCGGUAGUGCCUCUGGUAUCGUUCCAUCUUCAUUCCGUAUUCUUCGUCAAGUUUUAGAUCGUGCUGAAAAUCAAUUAACUGGUGAAGUCGAUAAAAGAUUACACGUUGAAAUUCCACAACAUCGUUUAGAUCAAAUCGCAAAAUGUGCUGAAAUUUUAGGCGAAACCAUCUAUGAUGAAUUCUCAUGGUACAAAAAUACCACUCCAGUCACUAAAGAUUUAACCCAAUUGAUGAUCAACAAAACUUGGUAUCCAACUAUUUGCAUCACCGGUGCUGAAGGUAUUCCACACACUUCAAAUGCUGGUAAUGUCAUGAGAACUCACACCACCGUUAAAGUUAGUGUUCGUUUACCACCAUCAUUCAAAGCAGCUGAUGCAUCAACUGUAUUAAAAGAAAUUUUCGAAACUAAUCCACCAUAUGGUGCUGAAGUUACCUUCAAAAUGGAUAAAUGUGCUUCAGGUUGGGAUUCACCACAAACUAGACCAGAAUUAGAAAAAGCAUUAGGAGAAGCUUCAAAUCUUUUCUUUGGCAAAGACCACGUAUACAUGGGUGAAGGUGGUUCCAUCCCAUUCAUGAAAAUGUUACAUGACCGUUUCAAUUGUCAAUUUAUCGUUACUGGUUUAUUAGGUCCAGGUUCAAAUGCUCAUGGUCCAAAUGAAUUCUUAGAUAUUCCAUUUGCCAAGAAAUUAUUAAGUUGUGUUAUUUAUUUAUUAGAUGCUCAUUCCAAGUUUGAUUAA